Molecule: messenger RNA, 2368 nt
Organism: Perca fluviatilis (European perch)
Lineage: Eukaryota; Metazoa; Chordata; Actinopteri; Perciformes; Percidae
Product: keratin, type II cytoskeletal 8
Exons: 10
Coding region: 665-1786 (373 amino acids)
Biological process (GO): intermediate filament organization; keratinization
Cellular component (GO): keratin filament
Molecular function (GO): structural constituent of skin epidermis
Source: RefSeq, a predicted model, not a curated record
AAGGAUGUUGAUGAUGGUGAUGUUCCUGCCUCGGGCAGGCUGUCUCUCAAGAUAAAUAGUCUUAACAAGGGUUACAUAUAGUUUUGCCUCCUCCAUGGUGGCGGGAUUAUGUCAUUCUGUAUAACAUGGGACAUACAGUAUAGGGCUGAGUGACUGUAAUGUUACUUCAAUUUUUGAUAUGACUCCGUGUCCAUGCACACAUGCUGUACCAAGAUCUUCUCUGACUUCAAAUUUGUGUUGGAAUAAACAUAUUUUCAAGAAAGGACAACUAGUGCCUAGUCCACACAUACAGUACAGAACAAGUAUUCUUGUUCACUAAUAAUUGAUCUUUCGAACUCUUUCCAGGGUGAAAAUUUACCGAAACUCUAUUUCCAGUGUUGAGGCGUAGACAGCAAAAACAUAGAUUUUGUCUUGUAACGUCAGAGUGUGAGCCGUUAUCUCUUUUGUCACAAAUGAGGCGAUAGUUCGUGCAGUGGCGGACAUGGCUAAAAUAGUGCUAACCGCUUACCGUACAGGACUUUUUACAUGUUUAUCAGGGGUGUCGCAUUGGGAGUGGAAAUGGGACUGAGUACCCAGGGCCCUCAUGUAGGAGAGUCAAAAAAAGAUGCUAGAAUGAAUAGCUGUGGAUGCAGGGAGGGGCCCAGAAUUUUGUGUUACGCCCCUGAUGUUUACACAUAAUGUACUGUUAAUUUUCCACUAUAUUGAGGAACCGAGGUGUCGGAGUGUUCCAUUGCUGCCAUGUCGCCUUCUGGUACGCUUCCUGGAGCAGCAGAACAAGAUGCUUGAGACCAAGCUGGAGCUGCUGCAGGGCCAGGGGGUGGGCCGGUCCAACGUGGAGCCCCUGUUUGAGGCCUACAUGGCGGGGCUGAGGCGCCAGAUGGACCUGGUCAACAACGACAAGACCAAAUUGGACGGGGAGCUGAGGAACAUGCAGGGCCUGGUGGAGGACUACAAACACAAAUAUGAGGACGAGAUUAACAAGAGAAACAACCUGGAGAACGACUUUGUAAUCCUAAAGAAGGAUGUCGACUCGGCCUACCUGGUGAAGGCCGAUCUGGAGGAUAAGGUGGGAGCUCUGACGGAUGAAAUCAACUUCCUGCGCAACGUCUAUGAGGAGGAGCUGCGUGAGCUGCAGGCCAGCAUUAAAGACACAUCGGUGGUGGUGCAGAUGGACAACAGUCGCAGCCUGAACAUGGAGCAGAUUGUAGCUGAGGUCAAAGCCCAGUACGAGGAGAUCGCAGCCCGCAGCCGAGAGGAGGCCGAGGCCUGGUACAAGACCAAAUUCGACCAGAUGUCGGUGCAGGCGAGUCAGUACGGAGACGAGCUCCGCGUGGUGAAGGGAGAGGUGGCCGAGGUCAACCGCUUGAUCAGCCGGCUGCAGAGCGAGAUCGAGGCUGUCAAGGCUCAGCGUGGCAAUCUGGAGAACCAGCUGGGUGAGGCCGAGGAGCGCGGAGAGCUGGCUGUGAAAGAAGCCAAGGCCCGGACCAGAGACCUGGAGGACGCUCUGCAGAGGGCCAAACAAGACAUGGCCAGACAGCUCCGAGAGUACCAGGACCUGAUGAACCUUAAACUGGCUCUGGACAUUGAGAUCGCCACCUACAGGAAGCUGCUGGAGGGAGAGGAGGACAGAAUUGGACAUCAGUCCAUCCUCAACAUCCAGACCAUCUCCAACUACAGCACUAAAAGUACUAAUGGCUACCACAGCAACAGCUGCUCUCCUGCUCCAAAACUGCUGAUAAAGACAACUGAGACCAGAGAUCACUCUCACAGAUACAGCAGUCACUGAGAGGACACACACAGCAUGCAGGCAGUGGUGGGAUGUAACUAAAUACAUUUACUCAAGUACUGUACAAUAGUACAACUUUGAGCUACUUUACUUUUCAUGCUACUUUAGACUUCUACUCCACUACAUUUCAGAGAGAAAUAUUGUACUUUUUACUCCACUACAUGUAACCGACUCUAAGGAAGGUGUAUUAAUAAGGUAACCUCUUCAGAGCUUUAUUUUCUUAGUUUCCUCUUUUCAUAUUAUGAGUCCUUUAUUUUGGCGCCUCAUAGCGGAACAUUAAUCUUGCAUCUAAAGGGGGACGGGGGGGACUAGUUUUGUGAGACACACUACAUUCAUCUUGACAGCUUUAGAUAGUAAUUCUAAAUAAUGACAACAAAACUGUCGGCACAUCCACAUGAUACAAGCCUUCCAUUUUCACUGCAGGACUUUUACUUUAUAUGUAUUUUUAGUUUUGUAUUAGUACUUUUAUUUUCUCCACCACUGCAUGCAUGUACUACUGUACACGAUUAUACACCCACAAGAAACAUGUGGAUACGCACACACACACACACACACACACACACACACACACACACACACACA